Messenger RNA from Setaria italica (foxtail millet), 2458 nucleotides. Its product is annotated as condensin complex subunit 2. The record is from RefSeq and is a predicted model, not a curated record. Gene Ontology annotation, cellular component: condensin complex. Bases 124 to 2160 code for a protein of 678 amino acids. NCBI's taxonomy places the organism in Eukaryota, Viridiplantae, Streptophyta, Magnoliopsida, Poales, Poaceae. The transcript has 13 exons. Gene Ontology annotation, molecular function: chromatin binding. Gene Ontology annotation, biological process: mitotic chromosome condensation.
AUCUCCCCCGAAAUUUGAAAUCACAACCGGGAAGGAGAGAGCCCGAACGACACCCCAAAAAAAUUCCCCACUCAACGCCUCGCCUCCUCCUCCUCCUCCGCCGCCGCCGUCGACCGCACGGCCAUGCCGCCCUCCGAGGACGCCCCUCCGCCGGCGCGGACCCCGCCUCCCGCGCGCGGGACGGCGGCCGGCUCGCGGGUGCUGCUGCAGUCGCCGCCGCCGGCGUUCCCGCUCGGCUCCAACGACGACCAGCUCGAGCGCGCCCGCGCCCGCGCCGCGGCGCGGGCCGCCUCCGUCCGCCGCCGCUCCCUCGCCGCCUCCAUCGCGCCCUCCAAGGACCCCCACCACGACCUCCUCAACCGCGAGCAGGUCAUGGACCUCUUCCACAACUGCAUCAAGCUCGCAUCCGAGAACAAAAUUAACCAGAAGAACACGUGGGAGCUGGGGCUCAUCGACCACCUUAGCGAGAUCAUACAGGCGGGGGAGGAGGAGGACGAGACCAACUUCCAGAAGGCAAGCUGCACUCUGGAGGCUGGGGUCAAGAUCUACUCACUUCGUGUCGAUUCCGUGCACUCCGAGGCAUACAAGGUGCUCGGUGGGAUCAACCGUGCCGGAAGGGGUGAAGAGGCUGAUACGGAAGAAGGAAGCAAUGGUGAACCUGCACAAGAUGAGGGUAUCAGCAAAAAGGACGCUGAUAGGAGGAUUUCACCAGCAUCAACGUUGGAGUCCUCAUAUGAGGCUCUUAAUGUAAAGAAAUUUGAUGUUGCUUUCACAGUGGAUCCUCUAUACCAUCAAACUACAGCUCAGUUUGAUGAAGGUGGGGCGAAGGGUCUUUUGUUGUAUAACCUUGGUGUCUAUGGCAGCUGUCGUGUGUUGUUUGAUUCAUUUGAAGCUCCAGACAAGUGUAUCUUAAGUGAUAUGCAAACUGAGAAGGCUGAGGUGAUUGACCUUUCAUUUGCUAAAGAGCAAAUUGAGGAAAUGGUUGCUCAAAUGCCUCUAUGUAAUGAUAUUUCUCCAACCCUGAGGGACAUUGUUGCUCAGUUUGAUGGAGAAAACGAAAGGCCAUCACACGGGUUAUCUUCUGGGCAAAUGCCAGUGAUGGAAGAUGAGAUGGUUAACGGUAACGAAGCAGACAAUAAUGAUAGCUUCAUACCGGAGUCUGGAAUGUGGGAUUUUGGUGGUUGUGAUGACCAUGAGGAUGCUUACGAUGAAAACUACAACCCAGUGGGUUCCAACUCAACAAACUAUCAAGAGGAAUUUGAUGAAUACACUGUUGAGAUUCCUCAAGGUACUGUUGCAGAUGAAAAGCUUGACAAAAUUGCAGAUCUUUUGUUGCUUGGCAUGGGCACUUCAAAGACAAAUGCUUGGGCAGGACCUGAGCACUGGAAAUAUCGCAAAGCUAAAGAUUUGGAGGCUGCCCCAACUUCAUCUGUUGAAUCAGAAAUACCAAAUAAGAUGAAGAAGAAAAGAGCCAAGGAUGAGCCUGAUGUUGAUUUCACAAAAGCACUGGACAAUGAGCCUCUAAAUAUCUUCGCACCUCCCAAAAAUCCGAAGUCAUUGCUGCUUCCCGCAAAUAGGGCUAUCUGCAGUAAUAGACUUCCAGAAGAUUGCCAUUACCGGCCUGAAAGCCUUGUUAAAUUAUUUCUUCUUCCAGAUGUUUUGUGCCUUGCUAAGAGAAGAAGAAAAUCACAUGACACUCCAGUGGAGAACAAUGAUAACUUCAUGCCAUCUGAACCUUGGGAUGAUGAUAACUUUUGCACUGAUCACAUUGAUGAAGGACAUGCCUGCAGUGAUGUAGAGGAGCCAGUAAACCUUAUCAAUAAACCGAGACAGGUCAACAAGAUUGAUAUACAAUACGACAAGGUAUCAAAACAAGUGGAUGUUCAUGCUUUAAAAGAAGUGCUUUGGAAUCACAUCCAUGCAUCUGCUGAGACUGAUAAUCGGCAGGAAAAUGAGGAAGCUGAAUCACCGCUGAGCCUGUCACAGGUGCUGCAUGAUCUUCCAAGCAGCAACCCGGAUGCUGCAGCAACUGAUAUCUCACCGCACCUGUAUUUCAUCUGCCUCUUGCAUUUGGCAAAUGAGCAUGGCUUGACGCUGCACGACCGCCCCACAUUGGAUGAAAUUGACAUAUGCAUGCCGACUUCACCUCAUGUGAAGUGAACCUUGCUGGCGGUUGAACGCAUUUUACGUGGUCUCGUCAUGGUGGAUGGAAAUCGCAGUAAAUUAUUUGAGGCUUUGCCAUUGUAUCAUGUAAUAUGUAUAUAUUAUCCUCUGAUGAUUGUACUUUAUUAGAUGUCAUCUGAUAGAACUAUCGUACCAGGGGGUGCUAGCUAAUGAUUUAACCAUUGAAGCGAAUGCUUUUGGGCUAAACGAACAGGUGAUGGGCAGUUUCUGCUGACAGUACAUAAUUUCUGGCUAUUGGGUACCGAUCUCAUUUAAAUAUUAAUGACUUUUUAUA